AUGUGCACGAUGGAACUCGACGCCCAGGGGAAGGAAAGAUACUAAUCUUGGCGAGAAGUGCAAGAAAGCCUACACGUCUGUACAAUGACACGAGCAAAGGAUGUGCACGGACAGGAGCAAGGACCGGAGAGAGCGCCAGGCAGCGCCGACGCCGCGCCAUGCCAAGGGUUGGUGGACUGCUGCUGCACCACAGACGCACUUGAAGCGUUGGUGGCUUGAUGGGUGGUAGAAGCUCUAACGGAACGUCUUUUGGACAAGUGCGGCGGUCCCACGGGUGCCGUGGCGACCCGUGUUCGAUCCACGCGUGAAGUCCUCACGAACCACGUGAGCUCGGGGCGUCCAGCGGAUACCAACCUUCACCCAAGGCGUGGCGGUCAAACUACCAUUUUCUGGAACCCUGCGUCGACCGGGGUUGUUGGCUUCAAACGGAUCCCCCUUCUGUGCUUGUCUUUCUACGGAAACGUCGAUACACGCAUGCGAACAACGAAAAUAUGGAUGGAUUCUGGGGGGUGUGGUAUUCUCAGGACACUAGCUGCGUCAACGGGAAGAGGCUUGUCUUCUGUCCUUGAAAGCAUGGCUACAGUUUCGAGCACAUCAUGGUCGAGUGUGCAAGUUUAACGCGCGAACUUGUGUUGUUGGAGUUGGGUUAUGUAGAAGGCGUAAUGAUCCUGCCAAACUUGUUAAAAAAGGAACAUUGGUGAUGGGAGGAGAAUUGUGCGUAUCGAACAGGCGUAUAUCGGGGAUAGGGUAUAGUCGGAGAGCGUCAUGAUUUGAGCCCCGAUCGAAGUUGCGGAUAUUUUUCGGGGCGUGUUGUCCCCAGCAUAUAAGCGUAUGUGUAAGGGUGGCAGCGCCGCGUACACGGGAUGGUUUAUUGUGCCAUGUUGUUUAUCGGGUACCAAGAUUGGUACUAAGGCACGCUUUUUGUAUGAGUUUUGGUCUCGACAUGAAGAAAGGAUUACUUGACACGCGUGUGCCUUGUGUAAGCACAACAAACAAAAAUGCAGUGUACCGGGUUGGCGCCAUUGCCAGCACCUGAGCUACCGCUCAUGCUGAAAUUUCGAACAUGUACCAAUGCCAAGCUAAAAAUAUAAUACACGUCUCGAAUUUACCUUUCAUUAGUCCCAAUGUACAGCCUCUUUGUGCGCUCACUCUCAUCACCCAAGGCCUGAACAUCAAUGACACCCGUCUGCGGUACUACUGCCUUGCGCGGAGGAGAAAUGCCGACGGCAAGAGGGAGGCCACCGACGUCAAAGAGUCGCUUCCCCAAGACAUGGCAGCCGUGCCCUGCGAUCCAUCCUUAUGCGGGGAGGCGGCGGUUCCACUCUUAUUAUCGCCGAAAGCCUGUUCACACGCAAACCCGUCCCUUCGUUUCGACGUGGUCACCCUACAAUCAACCAAGACUACGACUUUCACCAAAGGCUACCGCAAACACGCGGGACGCGCGGGGCCGGUCGUGCUGUUGACAGAUGACGGUGAACGGCGGGUUAGCGGGGAGAAGCUAGGUCGCUUCCCAUCCGGUUUGGACCUGAAAACCGAGGGGAAAGAGGUUCGGUGGUUCUCGGAUAGGGAGAUGCUCCGGUUGCACGGGUUUCCGGAAGCUUUUGAUUUCCCGACGUCCCUCACCCUACGUCAGCGUUGUGCGCUGGUAGGCAACAGCGUCAACGUAGAGGUGGUGGCACUAUUGCUCGAGUUUAUGCUAUUCGAAGAUAACGCGCGAGGAGACUGGGGGGAACGAUUCAGGCCCGAGCAGCGGCAGGUGUCGACGGUGUAAAUCGUGCCCAUGGCGUGCGCCGU
Messenger RNA from Ectocarpus sp. CCAP 1310/34, 1794 nucleotides. NCBI's taxonomy places the organism in Eukaryota, Phaeophyceae, Ectocarpales, Ectocarpaceae. The record is from the annotation of a GenBank genome assembly.